This is a messenger RNA of Fusarium mangiferae, 1275 nucleotides long. RefSeq lists its product as uncharacterized. Lineage: Eukaryota; Fungi; Ascomycota; Sordariomycetes; Hypocreales; Nectriaceae. The transcript has a single exon. The record is from RefSeq and is a predicted model, not a curated record. The coding region runs from base 1 to 1275 and encodes 424 amino acids.
AUGGAGCAGUCAAAUAAUUUACCAAGUCCCAUCCCUGUUAUCUCUUCAUCUCCAUCGUCUACUUAUGUGAACUCAGAACCCGUCUCAUCGGAUGCCCCAAAUGACCACCAGGAUGGGUCUCAACAACCAGAGAAUGAUGGUAAUAUCAACGAACCUCCAGCCGACCCUCAGGGGCCGCCUCUAUGGCCUCGUGGCUGUAUCUCAGGCAUUCUGGAAGCCCUCCGUGACAGAUCUGAGCCUGUUAAAGAGAAGAAAGCCACCAAAGGCUGGCUUGGUGCAGAAGUUUGCGUCAAGUACCUACUCCGUGUAUGCGAAAACACUCCAUACAACGGCUCGGGUGGUAUUCGCACUAGGCAAGUCUCUCGCUCUCUCCGCCGCUCACGACUCAUGCGUCGAGGCUUGAUUCGUCGUCAAUUUGACAGAGGGAGAGGAAAUCCGUCCGUCAACUGGUGCAACAAAGAGCAGUGCGACUACGAAUUCAUCAUCUUCACAAACCCUAUUCUCUACCUCGGGAACCGCCCGAAAAGUUCGCAAGGAUUGCACGCCGAUGUAUACUUUCACGACUUUGCUAAUGCCAUGGUCAUGAAGCUCUUUGCCCCUGAGGACAGCAAGGCCAAGAGGCGUAAGGCCCUAGAGAUAUUGUCUUUCGUAGAUUCUCCCCCUGUCCGAGUUGCAUUCUCUCACUUCAUGGAGUGGUACAACUUGCUGGGCUUCACACUCUCUGAUCGCCAAUUCAGUCGAGCUCUGGCUGCGGUUCAGCCAGUGUUCCAGGGUCUCAUGUUUGGGGUCAGGACAGCAGCGAGGGUUGAUGCCAUUCAUGAAUACAUCCUCCCUGAAACCGAAGACAUGAAGCAAUGGACUCCUAGCCAGCUCAUCCUACGCUUUCUCGUCUGGUGCGAAAUAUGGCGACAGCAAAAGACAUCCCGCUCAGAAUCGUGGAAGCUCGGUUCCAGUAGAACGGCGACCGACUUUCUUACUGCCAUGCUUCUCAACUACAAGAUGAUGUGGCGAGAAGGCUGUUUGCAAACAAGCACCACCGAAACGAACUUGGUUUGGGAUCGAGUUUGGGAUGAUUGGUUACGCAAAUACUCCCUACAGGGAAUAGACGAGGUUGUCAAUGGCGAGUUCUUCUAUCCCCGAGAUCAGCUAGACAUGUCGGAGGAAGAGGUUUAUCGAGAAGUGGGAUAUCUUGGAGGUAUUGGUCAAUGCGAUGAUGUUUAUAGGCCCGUCAGGUGUUUUUUAGGAUAUGCAGAGGAUAGACUGAUGCAUUUAUGA